Electrophorus electricus (electric eel) is the source of this 3303-nucleotide messenger RNA. It is a transcript of the gene aagab, whose product is annotated as alpha and gamma adaptin binding protein. NCBI's taxonomy places the organism in Eukaryota, Metazoa, Chordata, Actinopteri, Gymnotiformes, Gymnotidae. The record is from RefSeq and is a predicted model, not a curated record.
AAGGUCUCGAGGAGGAGGCUGAGAGACGUUAGCUAGCAGGCUAGCAGAUUAGAGGCUUAAGAGCGGGGAACCCUGCUGGUUGUCAGCUACUCGCAAGCCAGAGACAUGUCUGGAGAUAAAGAAGAUGGGGAGACGGCCCUGCCUUGCAUUCUAAUCACAAGCUGUGACCCGGGGUUUAAAGAAGAGGAGAUAGUCCGGCAGAUCUUGGGUAUACCUUCAUUGCCAGAACCAACAAAAAAGGAAGAUGUAGUGGUUUGGUAUCCAUGGAAAAUCAACAACAAAUACUAUACUGCUAAUGUCAGUUUUUGUGUUGUGCCAAGUACAUUCAACAUGAAUUCUGAAGUUGCCCAGUCUCUGCAGGCUCUAAUCAUCUACUUUGACAGUAAAACUAAAGAUGGCCUUAUUGGUGUCACUCCAUGGUUAUCAGUGGUGGACGACAUAUCCCCUGAAGUUCUCAUCCUAGUGUGUGACCAUGUGUGUGAAAAUGGUGUGAGUAGACAAGAAGCUCAGCAGUGGUGUCUGGCUCAUGCAUUUGAACUGGUGGAACUCAAUCCUCAGGAACUGCCUGAUGAGGACGAUGACUUUCCCGAGUCCACUGGAGUCAAGAGGAUUGUUCAGGCUCUCAAUGCCAAUGUGUGGUCUAGUGUGGAGAUGAAGGAUGAACACAAUCAGGGAUUUGGCUUGAUGAGCAGUUUAGUGGCCUCUCAUCACAACAACCCACGGCCCCUGACAGAGGCACAGUCCCUAUCUAAACGUGGAGAUGAGAAUGCAGAACGACCAGAGACAGAAAGAUGUCAGAACAGCACAGAGGAGGCAGAGUCAGUAGUAGACCCCAUGACUGACAUGGACAUUCAGGAGCUGGCCAGCCUCACAGUGGGCGAUGCAGAUGUGGAGAAUUUUGAGCGUCUCUUUACUAAACUUAAAGAGAUGAAAGACAAAGCUUCCUCUUUACCACAUGAACAAAGAAAGGCACAUGCAGAAAAAGUAGCCAAAGCCUUUUGGAUGGCGAUUGGUGGGGACCAGGAUGAGAUCGAUGGCUUGUCAUCAGGGGAGGAGAGUUAAAGCUAGACUGUCUUCUCCCAGGCUGCAGUCCCCAGCAAGCCAGUUUGUUCCCCAAAGCCAUCACCAUCGAAGUCAGUCUGGUCUGCUCAGCCUUGGCCACCAGUCUGUGGCCUCCAACAUGGGAGAGGGUGGGUGGGGGUUGUCAUGACAUUCCUGUUAUUAUCCUCUCAAACCCGAAAACCUCAAUAACUCAGCAUGCAGCCAUUAUGGGCUGCUGGCUUCUAAACACUGUAAUCUAAGAAGGAUCGCAAAGGGUGCAGUGGGCAAGACAUCACCCACAGUCUCUUCUCUAGUGGGUGUAAAACAUGACCUGCAGGUCCAUGCAAGACAGAAGUGGUUGGUCUAAGAGAGUGUGUUUAAGCCUUUGAUUGUUCUGCCAUUUACUGGCUUGGUUUCGAACCUUUUUUGCAUCGUCCAUAUUUUUCCAGGAUGUACAAGCCCAAAAUUAUGGAUGGAACAGUGUGGUUGUUUGAACAUCUCAGUAAUUUGUCAAAGAAACCUUUAUUUUUAUCAUAAUCAUAACUUAGUAAUAAUCAUUAACAAUGUUAAAAGAAACACUGCAUUAAUUAACUAUGCACUCUGUUAUAACCAAUAUUAAAGGCAUUCAUUAAAGCAGACAUUUAAAAACAAUUUUCAAUGUACAUUUUUCUCAAAAUAUCAUUUAGGGAUCCCUACAUACAGGGAUGGUAGGAGCCAUAAAAUGAUCAUUUAAUGCUUAGAAAAAUGCAUCAAAAAUACAGUUUAAAAUAUACAUUUUAUUAUUAAAAAUUCAUGGAUACCAAAACAAGGCAACACAACAGAAUAGCUUAAACAAGUAAUGCAAAUAAAGCCUGUGUAGGUAGAGAGAGAGAAAGCACAUUCAGAGCAAACCAAAACUAAAGCCAGUGGAGAGCACAUGGAGUUAGCCUGGAGUUCUGCUGUGUUGUAAGGUCAAACAACCACUACUGAAAGCUCCAAAAACACACAAUUUGUUCAAUAGCAGAGGGUAAUUUUUCACAGGCAAGCUUUGAGAAGAUGAGUGAUAUUUUAACAUGUAUUUGCCCAUUCCAUCAAUAGGAAGCUACAGCCUAUUGUACCCACUCAAACAAGAGACAACACAAUGCAAUGAACUGCUCUCUUUGUGACAAAAUCAGAAAUUGUAAGAGCAUGCAAUUAAUCAAUUGUUUUAUACAUUCUACAAGAAGAAAAAUCCAGUCAAGGAAGUCAUACUCUUCAGACUAUUUAAUUACAAGAUAAAAAGCCCUUUUUUAGUGACAGGGCUUGGCUCAAAAAACACAUCAUCCAUAAAACCAAGAGCACCCUCUUGAGAAAUCAACCUCUAUAGAAAAAUAGGAGCAUACCUCAAGAGCUGCCAGCAGUACUUGCCCCACCCCCACAUUUGUUUAAUAAAAAUCUCUUACUAUUUGCUUCAAAAUACGUGAUUUUUUUUCCUCUACACAAAAAUAAUUGGUAGUAAAAUAGAACUACAUGGAUGCUGAUGUAUGAAAUGUGUGCCUUUCUGCAUGGAGCUCUGUUUAUCUUUCAAGUGGGCUAAUGGUCCUGAGUUUAAAACAUCCCUUUGAUGUGUUGUUAAAACACAAGAACAUCAUACUGCAAGUUAUGUUUAAGCAUCUUGAAAACAUACUGAGUGACUGCUGAGCAACCAAAAUAUGCAGAAAUCUGACUUGCACGCAUAUGCACAGGCACAGUGUAUAGGAAGCAAAUAGCUAUUCUUAUACCAUGUGUCUCAUAUCUUCACAUUUCAACUGCCAGUUUCUUAAAUUAUUGCUGUUUCCUAUGUCCACUGAAUCUUAUGUACCAAACUUAAGAGUGAGACAUCUAAUCGAGGAUCAAGUCUACCCCUCAUAUCUAAAGGGAUGCAAUUACAAGGACAAAGGGAUGAGUGAUCUUGGACCAGCACACUUGCACGCUUGCUAAACAUGGGCCUGAGUCCACUCACCCCUAGACAAGGGCUUGGGCUGCCCAUUCUGAAGCCCAAGGUUUCCUCUCUUCACAACUGAAGAGUGCUGCCCUACCAAACUGCUAAUGACAUCACUACCAGAAACCUGCACAUCUUAAAGGUAACCAGCAUCUCCGUUCUCUCAUUUCUACUCUCUGGCUCACUUUAGCUGCUGGACCUGUGUUUCUGCAGCCACCUUACAAACAUUCAAAGCUUGGAUUUAUUUUUUAUUUUUUUGUUCAAAGCUAGGCUACAUCCAAGGAGCAACAGCAAGUGUGGAAAGGUGGGAUGAGGGGAGAACA